GAAUAAGGCGGCCGUCAGCCUGAGUCAAUGCGGGGAAGGGUUAGGGCCGGUACCCCACGUAACCCGCCGGCUUCGGCGCGGAGUCUCGGAAGCGGAUAAUCAAGUCAGGCGAGGAUUUGUGGGAGGGGAGGAGUUAUAGAAAGGGUGCUGCCUCCACAUCUGGUGUCUCCACAGUCCUGACAUAUCUCAUAUUCAUACAUCUCUCAUCUCAUAAGUUCAUCACCACCAUGCCGGAAUACAAACCCGUCCCGCUGCCACCGCUCAGAGACCUCAACGAUGACAACAUCACCGAAAACACAAUCAUCGUCAACAACCAGUCGCCCUCCCCCCGUCUGCGCUACGUGUUUGCCCGACUAGUCACCCACCUCCACGACUUUGCCCGCGAGACCCGGCUCUCGUCCGACGAGUGGAUGGCCGCGAUCGAGUUCCUGACCGCCGUCGGCCAGAUCUGCUCCGAGACCCGCCAGGAGUUCAUCCUGCUGUCGGACGUCAUGGGCCUGUCGUGCCUCGUCGACGUCAUGAACCACCCCAAGCCCGCCGGCGCGACCUCCGGCACCGUCCUCGGCCCGUUCCACACGCACGACGCGCUCGAGUUCAGUCAGGGCGAGUCCAUCUGCUCGGAAGGCAAGGGCGAGCCCGCCCUGGUCUCGAUCACGAUCAAGGACACCGCCGGCCGGCCGAUCGAGGGCGUCGCCGUCGACAUCUGGGAGACCGACGAGACCGGACACUACGAUACCCAGUACGCCGACCGCGAGGGCCCGGACUGCCGCGGUAUCCUAAAGUCGAACGAGAAGGGCGAGAUUGUGUUCAAGGCGAUCAGACCUGUUCCGUACCCGAUCCCGCACGACGGCCCGGUCGGCAAGCUGCUUGAGAAGCUCGGCCGUCAUCCGUACAGACCUUCGCACAUGCACUUCAAGUUCGACAAGCCCGGCUACGACGAGCUCGUGACGUCGCUGUACUUGCGCGGCGACCCCUACGAGACCACUGAUGCUGUGUUUGGCGUCAAGUCGUCGCUUAUUCUCGACUUGAAGAAGAUCGAGGACGCCGAGCUUGCAAAGACGCACGACUUGAAGGUCGAUGAUUAUCUGAUUACGUAUGACUUUGUGCUGGUCACAGACGAGGAGGCGAAGACGCUCAAGAUCAAGAAUGCGGAGGAGGCGUUGAAGAAGCUUGGAGUUACUGCUCUGGUUGUCGAGGGAUUGCCGAUCGAUGCGCUGGACUAGUCGAUUGUUUAGUAGCUACAAUAUAUCAUUGUUUCAUUACCUCUUACAAUUCCGCUCUGUUGUAAACAAGUACAAUUCCGUCAUAAUAUAAAUAUCUACCAAUUGCAGUCAGAAGAACAGAAAAACAUCAGCAGAACUGAUUGCAAUAGACUCUCGCUGAGUGGCCAGCUCUGUUCUCCCGUUCGAGCAAUUGCGGGGCACCCGGCCGCGCGGAAUCUCAGUUAACGCGAUUAAAUUCAUUCAUUUUUCCCCAAUUUUUUAUUUUCUUCCCCGCCGCCAUUGUUUACUUUCGGUUCGGUUGCCAAUCGGCAGCUCAGCUGCGCAAUUGGCUGCUUCCACUUCUUCCUCUUCGGUCUUUGCCCUCGUCUCCUCUCCGCCCGGCUGUCCGGCUUUGUUGAC
Molecule: messenger RNA, 1622 nt
Organism: Myxozyma melibiosi
Lineage: Eukaryota; Fungi; Ascomycota; Lipomycetes; Lipomycetales; Lipomycetaceae
Product: Intradiol ring-cleavage dioxygenase
Exons: 1
Coding region: 228-1223 (331 amino acids)
Biological process (GO): catechol-containing compound metabolic process
Molecular function (GO): catechol 1,2-dioxygenase activity; ferric iron binding
Source: RefSeq, a predicted model, not a curated record